AUGAUGUAUAGGGACCGCAUAGGACUUAAAUUUGAAGAAAAUGCGAUGAACGCUGCAUCUGUUGGAGCUGCCGCCGCAAGUGGAUCUGGAAACGAUGUUGAAACCAUCAUUUUCAAUAACAACAAUGGAGGCUAUGGUGCUGGAUCUAACGGUUUAUACGGUACAAACGGACUCAACGGCCUUUACGGACAACAAGGACUAGGCGCCAGCUCUGCAGCUGCUUCAGCUUCCGCCACAAGUGGUUCCGGAAACGAUGGUGAAACCAUUAUUUUAAAUAACAACAAUGGAGGCUUUGGUGCUGCAUCUAACGGCUUAUAUGGUUCAAGCGGAAUCAACGGUCUAAAUGGACAACAGGCACAAGGUGCCAGCUCAGUAGCUGCUGCAGCUGCCGCCGCUGCCUCGAACGAUUAUCAAUUCAGCGCUCCCAGUGUUUUGGGAUACGGUCGUUUCUUACCUUAUGGCAAUCAAGAUCGCACUAUGAUUGUGAGCAAUGAUAACUCUGGAUCAGGAGCAUCUGCUUCUGCUUCCUCAUCAUCAGCAAAUUCAGGUUCAUCAGGAAUUGGACUGGGUGGUCUUUAUGGUUCGGGAUCUAACGGUUUAUACGAAUCUAACGGACUCAGCGGCCUUUACGGACAACAAGGACAAGGUGCAAGCACAGCGUCUGCUGCAGCUGCCGCCGCAAGUGGAUCCGGAAACAAUGGUGAAACCAUCAUUUUAAAUAACAACAAUCGAGGCUCAAGCGCUUCUGCAGCUAGUGCAUUACAAGGUUCAUCAGGAAACGGACUGGGUGGUUAUUAUGGUAUCGGAUCUAAUGGUUUAUACGGUUCUAACGGACUCAGCGGCCUCUACGGACAACAAGGAGAAGGCGCCAGCUCUACAGCUGCUGCAUUAGCCGCCACUGGUGGUUAUGGAAAUGCUAGCGAAGACAUUAUUUUCAUUAAUAACAAUGGAGGCUCAAGCGCUUUCGCAGCCACCUCAGCAUCUGCUUCUGAAUCACAGGGUUCUCAAGGAACGGAGUUGAGAAAUAGAAAAAGACCUGUGAUAAUUAUUGACGAUAACGAAUCUGGUGUAGCGUCAGCAUCUGCUUCGUCAUCCGCAGGAAAUGUUGCUCCUACAAACACAUUCUCUGCAUACCAAGAACCACAAAUUGUUAUUAUCAAUGAAGAAAAUCCAACAAGUGCAUCAGUUGCAUCUGCAUCAUCCUCAGAGCGACCACAGGUAGUAGUUAUCAAUGAAGGAGGUUCAGGGUCGAGCGCAUCCGCAUCUGCUUCUAGCUCUUCAUCUUCGUUUGGACGCGGCAGAGGUCGUAUACGUCAAACAUGUCAAUUAUUGCGCCGCCAAUUUAACAUAAGAGUUGGCAGAAAGGGAGCUUGCGCAGACUGUUAA
Messenger RNA from Zerene cesonia (dogface butterfly), 1386 nucleotides. RefSeq names its product spidroin-1-like. The transcript is spliced from 3 exons. NCBI's taxonomy places the organism in Eukaryota, Metazoa, Arthropoda, Insecta, Lepidoptera, Pieridae. The record is from RefSeq and is a predicted model, not a curated record. The coding region runs from base 1 to 1386 and encodes 461 amino acids.